This is a messenger RNA of Salmo salar (Atlantic salmon), 2417 nucleotides long. RefSeq names its product catechol-O-methyltransferase a (gene comta). Gene Ontology annotation, molecular function: catechol O-methyltransferase activity; magnesium ion binding. NCBI's taxonomy places the organism in Eukaryota, Metazoa, Chordata, Actinopteri, Salmoniformes, Salmonidae. The record is from RefSeq and is a predicted model, not a curated record. Gene Ontology annotation, biological process: dopamine metabolic process; developmental process; catecholamine catabolic process.
AGAGAGGAGCAUGGCAAGAGGAAGAAAGAAAGAGAUAGGAUUAUUGCAUGAUUGGCUAAAGAGGGAUUUAAAACUCUGCCCAGUUGGCUGUUGAUUAGCCUUUCUCUCUUUGUGUGGGUGUGUUUUGGGGCUUAUGCUAUGUCACUGUGUGUGUGCAACUGAGCCAAGCUCUGCAGUUUGACCUAAAGCUGCACAUUCCUUUCAGCUCACGUCAAAGCUGCCUGGGAGAGUAAUAGCGAGAGAGAACAGUGCGAGGGGAAGAGCGAAAGAGCGAGUGAGAGAGAGUGAGAGAGGAGUAUGCCCUGUAGUGUGGUGAGGGACUUAAAGGGGAAAUAGGCAACAAAGGAUAAGAGGUUGUGGAGAAGCAGCUCUGAGCGUGGAGACAUCAGCAGGAACAUGUUGCUGUCUUUCCUGGCUUUGUGUUGUGGCGGAGCAGCUGUUCUGUAUGUCCUGUACUCCUGGUUGAUCCCUGCAGCUGUGCAGUACAAUGCAUGGUUGGCCCUGCUCUGGCACGACGCCAUUGUAGAGAGGGCACUCAAUAUCCUCACCCGAUCCACCCGACCCCAGCGUCUUCUGAGAGCAGUUCAGAAGAAGGCAAUCAAAGGAGACCCUCAGAGUGUCAUCUCUACUAUCGAUUACUUCUGCAGGCAUUCUGAAUGGGCCAUGAAUGUGGGAGAUGAGAAAGGGGCCAUCUUGGACUCUGUGGUGUGCGAGGUUAGUCCAUCCACUGCCCUAGAGCUGGGUACGUACUGUGGUUAUUCCACUGUUCGUAUUGCCCGCCUGCUGCCCCCUGGCACCAAGCUCAUUACCCUGGAGUUCAACCCAGACUAUGCCGCUGUGGCUCGUCAGAUCAUUGAGUAUUCUGGGCUCCAGGACAAGAUUUGUCUGGUGGAAGGAGCCUCAGGAGAUCUAAUCCCCAAAAUGCAGGAGCUAUUUGGGAUUAAAACGUUUGAUUUUGUCUUCUUGGACCACUGGAAAGACCGCUACCUGCCUGAUAUCAAACUUCUGGAGGAGUGUCAGCUGCUGAGGAAAGGAUCCAUACUGCUAGCAGACAAUGUCAUCUGUCCUGGAACCCCUGACUACUUGGAAUAUGUCAGAAACAGCCCCCGGUAUGAGAGCAAAUAUUUCAAAUCCCACCUGGAGUACACUAAAGUGGAGGAUGGCCUGGAGAAAUCUGUGUUCUUGGGAUAAAGACGUGACAGGCCAUGGUUCACAUUCAAUAACACCUACUGCACCUAUGUUUAUCCAGUAUCUUUGUUUACUUACCUACUGCCCAUGUACACACUAAAGAGUGGCACUGUGAAAACAAAACAUCUAUCUGAAAGGGUCUGUGCAAAUGGGAUCCUUGGGACGUCCCUGCUCCAUUGAAGUUGACAUUUAAAAUGGUUAUGGUUAGGGUAAGUGUUAAGGUUAAGGUUGGGUAAGGGUUAUGGUUAAGGUUAGAGUUAAAUUUUAUGGUAGGGACAUCCCAAGUAUUCCGGAUAGCACUGACCUAUCUGUAAGGAAGGUCUACCUGCUACUUUUAGAGGACCCAGCACCAUUUUGACACUACUGCGUAAAUACUGCAAUGUGGGUUUAAUUAAAUUGAGCUCUCUGUAUCCUUCCGUCUACCAUAGUGGAGCACAAAAGGAAGGGCGGGUGUAUUGUCCCUAUUCACAAAGUCUUUAUUUGACAGUUUAAAACUACUUAGUGUUGUGUAAUAGGAGUCAAACCAAGAUGAAUAAAAUCAGGAAGUCAUCUUAUUACCAUAUUUCUGAUGUGAUUACAGUAAAAUGCAGUGCUUUACAUUAUAUUCUUUAUGCUUCACAUUUUGUAAAAUUGUUGUAUAUUACAUGUUAGUCAUUUAGCUGACACUUAUACAGAGCAACUUACAGGAGCAAUUAGGGUUAAGUGCCUUGCUCAAGGGCACAUCGGUCGAUUUUUCACCAAGUUACUGGCCCAACGCUCUUAACCGCUAGACUACCUGCUGCCCUAUAAUUUAAUUUAUCAAUUGUAAACCUUGCUUGUCAGGCAUCAAUUGUUUAAUACUUGCAAGAUUUGCUGAACAUUCAUAUUUUUAAUGAUGGAUUUUACUCAGAUUAUUUUGAACCCAUCUUUGUAAUGAAGGGUUUGGAGUUGUGAUGAUAAUGAAGAUAUUGAGAACAAAGGACAAAUGCUUAAAUCCAAUUAAUGUCUUUAUUAACAUCGCAAAGGAUGGGUCGUGCUCAGAAGAAUACCUUGCCAAACCUACAUUUACAUCUCUCUAACUUAAACAACAUGUACAUCCUAGGAUCAUUACAUAAUUGAUCAUUACAGAAACAUCAGGUCGGUUACAGUGCCUUCAAAAAGUAUUCAUACCGCUUGACUUAUUCCACAUGUUGUUGUGUUACAGCCUGAAUUCAAAAUCAAUAAAAUUGAUUGUUUUUCUCACCCAUCUA